AUUGGAUGUAUUUAUGGUAAUAAGAUAUCUCAUAUUCCGGAAAAAAACCGAAUUGGUUUUGAAUUUAGUCAUCAUAUCGAAAAAGAUGAACGAAGCUAAGAGGGAGUAAACCGAUAAGCACCAGGAAGAUUUCUAGAAUACAGACAGACCAAAAAAGAUGGCGCUGUCAAUGAAGGCGGGGAAGUGUCCGACGGAUGAGUUAUCCACCACCAAUUUUGUCAUCGCCUCCCCUCAAGAUUUAGAUGACAAGAAAUGCAGGCAUGUGGAAAUAUACACCUCCCCACACAUGAAGUUUGUUUUUUCCGUGAAAAACUGUGAUCGCAUGCAGAAAGGCUACAUGGGUUUCAAUUUGAUGCAGAGAAGAUGGGCCAAUGUUUCAUUAAAUCAAGAUUUGACUGUAAAGUCAUUUAUGUUCAACCAAAAAUCUGACACAAUUGGAACUAUUGUCUUAGAGGUGGACUUUCUUCAAAAGAAAAAUGCUAAUUUGGAUCCACAUGACACAGACAAAAUGGCAGCUGAGUUUCUGAUGCAGUUCAAUAACAUGGCUUUUACAGAGGGCCAGAGUCUGGCUUUUCAGUUUGCAGACAAAAAACUUCUAGUCAUCGCAGUCAAGGAGAUUGAAGUAAUUGACUUCACCAGAAUGAAGGAUGGUAGUGGGACCACAAAGAGAUCUCAGCUGGGUUUGCUGACCCCCAAUACUACAGUAGUAUUUGAGAAGUCCGAUGCCUCCACAAUCAACUUAACAGGAAAAUCCAAAAGUAAGCAAGCUUUCACCUCCAUCAUUAACCCAGACUGGGAUUUCAACAAGAUGGGAAUAGGCGGUCUAGACAACGAAUUUUCAGCCAUUUUCAGGAGAGCUUUUGCCUCUCGAGUUUUUCCUCCUGAAGUAAUUGAACAGUUAGGAAUGAAGCAUGUGAAAGGAAUUCUUCUGUUUGGUCCACCAGGAACUGGAAAAACUCUGAUGGCCAGACAAAUUGGAAAAAUGUUGAAUGCCAGAGAACCCAAGAUUAUCAAUGGUCCACAGAUUCUGGAUAAAUAUGUAGGAGAGUCAGAGAAAAAUAUUAGGAUGCUGUUUGCUGAGGCUGAGGAAGAGGAGCAAAGGUGCGGGCCUCACAGUGGUCUACACAUCAUCAUCUUUGACGAGAUCGACGCCAUUUGUAAAUCCAGAGGAUCAGUGGCUGGUAACACAGGGGUUCAUGACACAGUGGUCAAUCAGCUGUUGUCAAAGAUUGAUGGUGUGAAUCAGCUGAACAACAUCCUUGUCAUAGGAAUGACAAACAGAAAAGACAUGAUUGAUGAAGCUCUGUUACGUCCUGGAAGAUUAGAAGUCCAAAUGGAAAUAGGUUUACCAGAUGAAAAAGGAAGGCUCCAAAUCUUAAACAUUCACACUCACAUAAUGAAAGAGAAUGGCAAGCUAGCACCUGAUGUUGAUAUUGAGGAGUUAGCGGCCCUCACAAAGAACUUUAGUGGGGCAGAGAUUGAGGGCUUGGUGAAGGCCGCCCAAUCUACAGCCAUGAACCGACUGAUCAAAGCCACAAACAAAGUGGAAGUGGACCCUGACGCCGUGGAGAAACUGCUGAUCACACGGAAGGACUUCAUACAUGCACUGGAAUAUGACUGUACUCCUGCGUUUGGAAGUAGUAAGGAUGAGUUUGAGAAGUACAUAGCCAAUGGGAUCAUCACCUGGGGGGACCCUGUCCACCGAGUGUUAGAGGAUGGGGAUCUGUUGAUAUCCCAGGCCAAGACCAGCACCACUACACCUCUAGUCACUGUGCUUGUAGAAGGUCCACCCAACAGUGGCAAAACGUCCUUGGCAGCACAGAUAGCCAAAAACUCUGACUUCCCCUUCAUCAAGGUCAUCAGUCCGGAGAACAUGAUCGGCUUCACUGAGCCGGCAAAGUGUCAGGCCAUCAAAAAGAUGUUUGAUGAUGCUUACAAGUCUCCCCUUAGCUGUAUCAUCGUUGAUGACAUAGAACGGUUGCUAGACUAUGUACCUAUUGGACCUCGAUUUUCCAAUCUAGUUCUGCAAGCCCUGUUGGUUUUACUCAAGAAAACUCCACCUAAGGGUCGCAAACUCUUGGUGAUUGGAACAUCCAGCAGAAAAGAUGUUCUACAGGAGAUGGAUAUGGCACAGAUCUUUGGAACAAUUACACACGCCUCCAACAUCUCCACCAAUGACCAUCUAAUGGCAGUCUUAGAAAAUGUGGAUGCUUUCAACAGCAAUGAGCUGGAAAUUAUCAGAAAGAAAACUGCAGGAAAAAGGUUGUGGAUCGGUAUCAAGAAACUGCUAGUUCUCAUUGAAAUGGCCAGACAGAUUGAUGAAUCGCACAGAAUCCCCAAGUUUUUGUGUGUUCUAGAAGAGGAGGGUGGAUUAGAAAUGUAGAAUGUAGAAGUCAUUAAAAAGUGUGAACUUGUAACCUGUUCUGUUGACUAGUGUUUUUGUACUAUUGACUAAGGUACUGUAGUGCAGACUAUUGUACUUGUGCUUGCUGUGGUACGGUACUACUGAGUAUUGUACUAUUGACUAUGAUACUGGUACUGUACUAUGGAUUAUUGUUCUGUACUUUUGAAGUCAUGUAAUGAUUGUAAUGGAAGUUAGUAUGUUGUUAUCUAUCAUUGUAUAGUUUUAAUUUAAUUUAUAGAGAUUAAGAGGAACUUAUUGUACAAUUUAUUUACAUUCCAUUUUGUUACCUGUAAACUCAUUUUGACAUCAUAUUUUUAUAGAGGCUUUAUCUCCCCUCCCCAUAUUAACAGUUAAGUGAAUAUAUUAAAAUUGAAUUUUCUGUCAAACCCAUUAUCAACAUGGGUUUUUAAAAAAUGAUUCAAGAUGGGAUUUAGUGUUUUAAAAUUAGGUAGGCUAAAACAUCUGUAAGUUUGUAUGUUUUAAAAAUUUUAUUGUCUCAGAAACCCAGGUUCUUGUCUCAGCUUCAGAGGAAGAGAAGCAGAAAACCCAGCUUAAAAAAUCACUGCUUCACAACGCAAAACAAAGGUUAAUUAAUAUGUAAUUAUCAAUGUAUAAUCCUAGUCAAACCAAACUGAUUUGUUGGGAAUGUUAAGUUUUUAGUGUUCCUCAACAUUUAUUGUGAUAUAUCAAUCUGCAACCUGCUUUGAAUAAGGAUAGACAUGAAGUUAGUUUAAAUCAUAUAUAAUAUUUUGUAUAAAUGUAAGUUGAACUUGUAUAUGAAGAAGGAAUGCAUAUUUGAUUGAGCAGAAUACUCUUUUGCAAGUUUCAUCAUUUAGAGAUGAAAAAAGCAAAGUUCAUUGGAGUGUGCAAUGUCAAAUAUAAUGGUUUUUUUUUUUAUUUUAAAGGAGUUGUAGAAUUAUAGGAAAUUCGGGUUGUCAGACUGUAGAACUUAAGUUCUAUCCCUACCGAAACUGUAUAUUUAUUGCACAUAAAAAAGCUGUGCACAGUUUUGAACUUAUUAAAAUUAUUUAGGAAUAUAUUAAGUAAAGAUUUUAAAAAGCAAAAUAAUGUAUGGAUUGACUUGUACCUCUACGGUCUGUCAGCCUCAAUUUCUCGUAGAGCUACUGUAACAGUUUUGCAGCUAUAAUGUACAUUUGUAAUUCAUUACUAUAUUUACUCAUGCUUAAGUUUUUGUUGUCCAUUGUACACAAAAAGAAAUUAUGAUCAUUCCAUACAGUAAAAUUAUGCACAACAAAACUUCACUUUAGUUCUGAGAGGAGUUAGGGUAGGAUGGAUUUUUUUCUGCACAUAAAAUAGAAUCAUUAAUUGUUGAACGUAAUUCUAUCCUCCUGAACCCAGUGUAGGAUUACAGCUACAUGUAUUACGUUGUUUAAUACCUCUGAACAAUGAUACAAUUAAAAAUUAUAACAAUAA
This is a messenger RNA of Magallana angulata, 3838 nucleotides long. RefSeq names its product vesicle-fusing ATPase 1-like. Gene Ontology annotation, biological process: SNARE complex disassembly; Golgi to plasma membrane protein transport; intra-Golgi vesicle-mediated transport. NCBI's taxonomy places the organism in Eukaryota, Metazoa, Mollusca, Bivalvia, Ostreida, Ostreidae. Gene Ontology annotation, molecular function: ATP hydrolysis activity; ATP binding. The record is from RefSeq and is a predicted model, not a curated record. Bases 158 to 2383 code for a protein of 741 amino acids. Gene Ontology annotation, cellular component: Golgi stack. The transcript is spliced from 21 exons.